Molecule: messenger RNA, 1940 nt
Organism: Morus notabilis
Lineage: Eukaryota; Viridiplantae; Streptophyta; Magnoliopsida; Rosales; Moraceae
Product: anthocyanidin 3-O-glucoside 2''-O-glucosyltransferase
Exons: 3
Coding region: 349-1725 (458 amino acids)
Molecular function (GO): UDP-glycosyltransferase activity
Source: RefSeq, a predicted model, not a curated record
UUCGUUCCUCCUUUCACCUCUUCACGUCUCUGCUUCUUCUCUAUCUCUUACACUAAUCUACCCUUCCGAGCCUUUUCUUCUAUUUUUGCGCCAAAACUUCUUCCGCAACAGCUUCAAAUGAAGGUGCCCAUUUCGUUUUUCUACCUUUUUGUCUUGGGAUUUCCGGUAAAGACUGCAUCUUUGGGGCAAUCGGACUCACGCUCAAUUCUUCUCUCCAUCGGUUGCUAAUUUGCCUUCAAACUGCAGCUUUAUUUGAUUCAGCAGCAUCUACAGUAGUCUACAGCACAAUAUUCAAUUAAAUUACUGACCUACCGCAUUGUGGCUGCCAUUUAUCACCAGGACAAGGAUAUGGAAGCACAUUCUCCUUUGCACAUCGCAAUGUGUCCCUGGUUUGCUCUUGGCCACAUUACUUCAUUCCUCCACAUCUCGAACAAACUAGCCAAAAAAGGCCACAAAAUUUCCUUCUUCAUCCCCACCAAAACACAAUCCAAAGUAUCACAUUUCAAUCUCUUUCCACAUCUAAUAUCUUUCGUUCCCAUCACCAUUCCCCUCGUCGACGGCCUCCCUCCGGGCUCGGAGACCACUAAUGACGUGCCCAGACCUUUAAUCCCGCUCAUCAUGACUGCCAUGGAUCGUGCCGAACCCGACUUUGAAAUCCUCUUACAUGAUCUCAAACCAGACAUUGUCUUCUUUGAUUCAGCACACUGGAUUCCCAAGUUGGCCCGCCGAUUAAGCAUCAAAUCCGUGUUCUAUAUCACAGUUAGCGCAGUAGCAAUAGGUUUUAAUUUAUCUCGCAACAUGAAACUCGGCGAAAGUAAGGCAACAGACGUGGCUGAGGCAAUGCAGCCUCCUCCAGGCUUUCCUGACUCGUCCAUCAAGCGCCUUCUCCACGAAGCACGGGAUUAUAUCGACUUGAGAUCUAAACCAUUGGGCCCUACUAACAUGCGCAUUCAGGAUCGCAUCUAUGUAGGCGUACAGGAUUGUGACGCUCUAGCUUUCAAGUCUUGUCGAGAAAUUGAAGGCCCGUUUGUCGAAUAUCUCGAGAGACUGAUUUUGAAGCCCUUGCUUUUGGCAGGACCUGUUUUGCCAGUGCGACCCCUCUCUACUUUGGAAGAGAAAUGGGCUAACUGGCUAGGCGGGUUCAAGCCUUGCACCGUAGUUUAUUGUGCUUUCGGAAGUGAGACGGCAUUGAGGAAAGACCAACUCCAAGAACUGUUGUUGGGGUUGGAGCUCUCUGGAUUGCCCUUUUUGGCCGCGUUGAGACCGCCUUUGGAAGUCGCAACAUUAAAAGAAGCCUUGCCCGAAGGGUUUGAAGAGAGAGUUAGAGGAAGAGGAGUGGUUCAUGAGGGAUGGAUUCAGCAACAGCUAAUGUUGGAGCACAAAUCUGUUGGAUGCUUCGUUACGCACUGCGGUUGGGGUUCUUUGGUUGAGGGAUUGCUGAAUGGAUGCGAACUAGUUAUGAUACCACAAGUAGGCGAUCAGGUUCUCAAUGCAAGAUUGAUGGGCAACAACCUAAAGGUUGGGGUAGAAGUGGCGAAAGGUGAAGAAGAUGGGUUGUUUACAAGAGAGAGUGUGUGCAACGCUAUUAGGACUGUCAUGGAAGAAAAUUACAGUGAGGUUGGGAGAGAGAUAAGAGCCAAUCGUGCCAAGUUACAAGACCAGCUUUUCAAUAAAGAUGAGGAGUAUAUUGAUGAGUUUAGUAGGAAGCUGGUGUUGUUUCCCUAAUAUUGACAGUUUAGAAGGAAGCUCAGUCACAUACAACUAAGGUUUUUUGUUUUAUUUUAUUUGUGAAAUCUAAAUAAAUUUGUAGUUAGUUCCUCCUAAGCUUUUAAAAUUCUAUGCUUGUCCCACCUAAUAAUAUUUAACUCGAGGAACCUGCUGAAAUUGUAAUUUGAAUACUAUCUUCUCUCUCUAAUGUUUGCUUUCUGUAAGAAUAAUGA